UAGCAUGUAUAGGAUUACUGUUUCCUUUGGCAUUGCCAUCGUUCUCUUCUCACUGUAUUCACCAUGUGAAGGAGCUCAACAAAGCCACAUAUUCCUGGGAUUUUCACUCUUUCCAGAAACUAACUCCAGUUCAUGGCCUUCUGCAUCUGGCCAGUUCAAAUUCGGCUUCUAUCAGCAAGGAAGUGGCUUCGCAGUUGGAAUUUGGUUGGUGGGUUUAGAUCGAAACACAACGGUAUGGACAGCAAACCGUGAUGAUCCCCCACUAAUUCCCUCACCAAAUAAUACAGUACAGCUGCAGUUAGCCACUGAUGGUAGGCUUGUUUUAACAAGUAAACAAAGUCAUGAAGUAGUCAUCGCAAGUGCAACAAACGGUUCUGUUUCAUCUGCCUCCAUGCUUGACUCAGGAAAUUUUGUUCUUUACAACGCAAACCAUGAAGUGGUCUGGGAGAGUUUCAAUCAUCCUACUGAUACGAUCCUGGGUGGUCAGAUUCUGCGUGCUGGCGGUCAAUUAGUCUCCAGUCUGUCUGAUGCUGACCACUCCACAGGACGGUUUCAUCUCAACAUGCAGACUGAUGGAAACCUUGUUUUGUACCCAGCUAACUCUGAAAACUCUCCCACAGACGCCUACUACAGCACAGAUACUUGGAGGAACUUAAAGCUUGACCUCUAUCUUAACAGUACAGAUGGUAGUCUAGCUCUAAUCAACAGCUCGGGAGUUUACGAAUUCAUCAGUUCGCAGAGUGAUGAUUCAGCCAUUGACACCAUAUAUCGGGCUACUGUUAGCGUCAACGGAGUAUUACGGGUGUAUUCUCAUCAGAUGGAUCCUGACACACGCAAGCUCCAAACACCUGUUAUUAUGUGGUACAAACCAGAUGAUCCUUGCGAUGUUAAUGGGGUGUGUGGCCUCAACAGCUAUUGCACACUCAGUGAUGACCAACCGGACUGUCUUUGCCUUCCUGGAUCAGAUUAUGCUGAUCUCAACCUCAGGACUAUGGGUUGCUUAAGAAACUAUUCAGAACCUGCAUGUGCAGCUGGUGGGAAAGAGAAUACAAGUUUUUAUGAGAUAUUCACCAUGGAAAAUAUGGCCUGGGCAGAUACUCCUGACUUUACAGCCACAAUGACCAUGGAUGAAUGUAAGAAGUCUUGUCUAGAGGACUGCAAUUGCGGUGCAGCUCUGUUCAAACCAUAUACAUGUAAGAAACAAAAGCCACCACUUAGAUACGUGAGAAGAGACCUAAAUGAGCAAACCGCAGCUUUCUUCAAGGUAACAGCAAGCAGUGAAAGCACGAACAAUGUAACUGAAACUGUAGAGAUUCCCCCUACAGUUGUCAGAAGCAAUAGCAUCAUCUUACACGUUCUUGUUUUAACAUUAAGCCUAAUCCUCUUCUCAUGUGCUGCACUUGCAAUAUCGGGAUUUUACAUUUUCAAAAUCCGAGUUCUAAGGUACAAAAGGCUGUCAGAGAUUGAUAUGAAUCUGGGCCUGGCGGAUGAGGAACUCACUAUGAGAGUUUUUUCAUACAACGAGCUGAAAAGGGCCACAAAUGGUUUCAAGCAAGAACUGGGGAAGGGGUCCUUCGGAGCAGUCUACAAAGGGGCUGUAAACAAAGGGAGAAAACUCAUUGCAGUGAAGAGACUAGAAAAGUUGGUGGAAGAAGGUGAGAGGGAGUUUCGAGCAGAGAUGCAAGCAAUUGGAAGAACGCAUCACAAGAACUUAGUUCGAUUGCUGGGUUACUCUGCUGAGGAUUCCAAAAGACUCUUGGUCUAUGAAUAUAUGAGCAAUGGCUCCCUUGCAGAUCUUCUUUUCAAGAGAGAAUGGCACCCAGCUUGGGAUGAAAGGGUCAGAAUUGCAGUUGAUGUCGCGAGAGGUCUCCUCUAUCUACACGAAGAAUGGAUAAGAGGGACAAGAGGGUACUUGGCACCAGAAUGGCAAAAAAACACUCCAAUUUCAGUGAAGGCAGAUAUCUACAGUUUUGGUAUAGUGCUUCUUGAAAUUGUGUGUUGCAGAAGGAACUUGGACGUCAGUGUUAGAGCAGAUGAGAUAGUUCUUUCUACGUGGGUCUAUAAGUGCUUUGUCAAUAGAGAGCUGCAUAAACUUAUUGUGGGUGGCGAAGAAGUGAACAAGAAGAGCUUGGAGACAAUGGUUAAGGUGGGAUUAUGGUGUAUACAAGAUGAACCAGCUCUGCGUCCAUCAAUGAAGUCUGUAGUUUUGAUGUUACAAGGGGUUACUGAAGUAGCUAUUCCUCCAUGUCCAACCACAAUGUCUAUGUAAUUCGUCAUUAGCUUAAAAAGUAUCGUUUCUGUUACUCAUUUCUGUGUUAUAGAAAUAAAGCUAGACUUCUCUCCAGUAUUCUCUGGGACAUGUAUGUUCUAUAUAAUAUUUCUAGGUUUCUUGGCCUUGUGUAAAGGAAUCAAGAAUUUAAGAUACAAAUAAAUGUUCCGGGAGAAUUAUUAUUCUAUCCUUGUGUGUGUCUUAGUCUUAUUAGGUUUUCUGUUAGAGAUAGAUCUGCAUCUCUGUAAUAGAUUAGGACUCUGAAUCCUACGGGGUUCAGGUUAUGUAAUACCUAUAUA
Messenger RNA from Argentina anserina (silverweed cinquefoil), 2568 nucleotides. Its product is annotated as G-type lectin S-receptor-like serine/threonine-protein kinase LECRK3. NCBI's taxonomy places the organism in Eukaryota, Viridiplantae, Streptophyta, Magnoliopsida, Rosales, Rosaceae. Gene Ontology annotation, biological process: protein phosphorylation; recognition of pollen. The record is from RefSeq and is a predicted model, not a curated record. The transcript has 2 exons. Gene Ontology annotation, molecular function: ATP binding; protein serine/threonine kinase activity. The coding region runs from base 5 to 2269 and encodes 754 amino acids.